AUGACUUUGGUUCAUUCGAUUUAAACUUUCAAACAAAUACGACCAGAAAAAAUUUUCAAAAAAUUUGUACUAAAUUGUUUUGUUAAAAUAUUCUAUACCAAACCAUGGAUAUUGAUUAUUCCACGUAUGCUCAGCUCUCAGGCUUUUCCUAUAUGCCCACUCCCGAGGAAUACUAUCCGGAGAUGAGGGGCGGAGUGCAGCAGCCGCAACAGCAGAGCGGCGAUUUCGAUCAGGGGUCCAGACAGAUGCCCAAUCAAGAGCCUCCUCCAGCACCUGUUCAAAAUCGGUACCAUCAGCGGACUACUAUGGACAUGUCCGAUGGCUUUAAGGCCGAUCCCUACCUUCCAGUUCGCCAACAAUGCACCAGUGCCUCUUCGUAUCGCUGCAUGAUGAGGGAACAAAAGCGAGCCAAGGAAAUGAUGUCCCGCAACGGGCUUUAUUCACCCAACGAAGCCUCUGCGCGUUUCAGUGGCGGAGAUGCCAAUUACUAUUCAAAUUAUGCAGAGAGCAACAGGGGAAUGGAACCGAGCGGUAGAAAUUCAUAUUGCUGAUAUAUAGUAUUCAAAUUUGGAGUUGAAAAAGUUUGUAAUAAAAUGUGGCAAAAAAAUA
This is a messenger RNA of Drosophila biarmipes, 609 nucleotides long. RefSeq lists its product as uncharacterized. The coding region runs from base 105 to 551 and encodes 148 amino acids. Lineage: Eukaryota; Metazoa; Arthropoda; Insecta; Diptera; Drosophilidae. The transcript has 4 exons. The record is from RefSeq and is a predicted model, not a curated record.